Molecule: messenger RNA, 657 nt
Organism: Meloidogyne enterolobii
Lineage: Eukaryota; Metazoa; Nematoda; Chromadorea; Rhabditida; Meloidogynidae
Source: the annotation of a GenBank genome assembly
AUGACUGAUUUAGCUCAAGAAAAUGUUGAAGAAGAGGAGCAGCCUUUAAAUGACGAAGAACUUAUUAAAGGGCAUUGUGUUGAACUUUUUUCGACAAGGGAUUUUGUAAUGGAACCACAAGUGAUUACUACGUUAUUGGCUUUCUUUCAGGCUGGUGGGCAGCCAGAAAAGGUUAUUGAACUUUUAUCAAAUAACUAUAAUGGAUUGGGGCAAUAUGCAAAUUUAUUUGGUUUUGAUUUAGAGAUGGAUGGAGGUUUUACUGAAACAAUUAAUAAUGAACAAGAAAUUGUUGCUUCAACCUCCUCUAAUUCGGUAUUAUUAAUGGGGGCUGACGUUCAACAGCAAAUUGAACGUUGCCCUUCUGUUCGUGAUUGUUUUGAACAAACAAUUAGUCAAAUGAUCAAAAAACAAUUUUCACCAGACGCGGCAGAUAAAAUAUUUGAAAAUGAUGAUGGAACAGAAGGAAUUGAUUGGUUACCUGAAUUAAUUUGUCAUCGUUCCUGGCGCCGAUUAAUUUAUGAAUUAGCUGAACAUUUUCCAAAUUGUUUAAUGCUUAAUUUUGCUGUUAAAUUAAUUAGCGAUGCUGGAUUUCAACAUGAAAUAAGUAAUGUAAAUACUGCUGCACAACAAGUAAGAGAAUUUAGAAUUUUUUAUUAG